Psilocybe cubensis is the source of this 1695-nucleotide messenger RNA. RefSeq lists its product as uncharacterized. Gene Ontology annotation, molecular function: heme binding; monooxygenase activity; iron ion binding. Lineage: Eukaryota; Fungi; Basidiomycota; Agaricomycetes; Agaricales; Agrocybaceae. The transcript is spliced from 17 exons. Bases 1 to 1695 code for a protein of 564 amino acids. The record is from RefSeq and is a predicted model, not a curated record.
AUGCUCUCCCUUUUACUACUAGGUGUUUUCUACUUCGGGAUCGCAUGGGCUACAUGGAAUUUCAUAAAGAGCCGUACCUAUCGAUCGGUACUUAAGAAUAUUCCAGGUCCUCCAGCGGGAUCGUGGAUAUCAGGUUCACUCAAACAAAUGAUGAACCCAAAGGCAUGGGAUUUCCAUCAAAGCCUUGCUGAUACAUACGGAGGGCUUUCGCGCACAAAAGGAGUAUUUGGGUCCGAUGAGCUCUAUGUUUACGACCCGAAGGCCAUGCAUCAUAUUCUUGUCAAGGACCAAUAUAUAUAUGAGGAAACUGAUGCUUUCAUCGCAUCGAAUAAGAUGAUUUUUGGUGCUGGUAUAUUCACCACACUUGGUGAUGAUCAUCGUCGGCAGCGUAAGAUGUUGAACCCUGUCUUUUCGAUCGCUCAUAUGCGCGAGAUGGUCCCUAUAUUCUAUGAUGUCGCACAUAAGGUGCAUUACACAUUCUUUCAAGUUAGAAAUAUACUGAAGUAUGAAAUUUUCCAGGUCCGAAGGGUAUUCAUCACCAAGACGCAGGGCGGACCGCAAGAAAUUGAUGUCCUCACCUGGAUGACUCGACUAGCAUUGGAACUGAUUGGUCAAAGUGGGCUUGGGUAUACGUUCGACGAACUUACUGAAAAUGCAGUUCAACACCCAUAUGGAAUCGCGUCCAAAUCCUUGGUACCCGCGCAAGGCCAGGAAGCCAUGUUAUUCACAACUUUGAUGCCGACACUUUCGAAAAUUGGCACGCCAGCUUUUCGAAGGUUUAUCGUUGAUCAUCUGCCUUUUAAAGUAGUGAAGGAAGUAAGGGAUAUUAUAGACGUCCUUUACGAAACAGCGGUCGAGAUCUUCGACUCAAAAAAGAAAGCCCUGGAAGCAGGAGAUGAAGCGCUUGCCGCCCAGGUUGGGAGGGGCAAAGAUAUCAUUAGUAUAUUGAUGAAAGCGAAUAUGGCUGCCUCAGGAGAAGACAAACUGACCGACAAAGACGUUUUAGGCCAAAUUAUGUCCUUAUCCUUUGCUGCAACCGACACGACCUCGAGUGCUUUAUCUCGAACAUUCCACCUACUUGCACUUCAUAAAGACGUUCAAGACAGGUUAAGAGAGGAGAUCAGAAAUGCUCGAAAGGAAUGUGGUGGAGAAGAUAUUGGAUAUGACAUGCUUGUUUCACUACCAUACCUUGACGCAAUUUGCAGGGAAACACUCCGCCUCUACCCUCCUGUGUCGUUUAUAAUGAGGACCGCUCGAAAAGACAUCGUUUUACCACUUGCCACGCCAAUCAAAGGCCUUAACGGCCAGCAAAUAAGUGAAGUACCGGUUCCUGCGGGCACCAACGUUUUUGUUUCUAUCUUGGCUUCGAACAGGAAUCCAGACCUGUGGGGUCCAGAUUCAUACGAAUGGAAGCCUGAAAGGUGGCUCAGUCCCUUACCCGAGCCUUUGAUUACAGCUCAUAUGCCUGGAAUAUACUCUCACCUGAUGACGUUCAUUGGAGGCGGUAGAGCUUGCAUUGGUUUCAAAUUUUCGCAACUCGAGAUGAAGGUUGUUCUUGCACUCAUGGUGGAAAAUCUGGAAUUCUCCCUCGCAAAACAGGAGAUUAUCUGGCAAAUGACAGGCAUCGUUACGCCCAACACGGACCCCGAUAGCACUACACCAACUAUGCCUAUGAUAAUUAGCCAGGCAAAGUGA